AUGGACUCUAAUAUAACAAAUCGUAAUAAUGUCAGAGAACUCAAUCUUGAUUUGCGUCUAGACAAACCUUUUUCUAUUCCUUCGUCUCUUUUUACAUGUGAAUCACUCACUAAAUUGGAGCUAUGUGCAUCCCGUGCUAUUCGUAUUCCUAAAAGUUUGUCUUUUCCGAAACUCAAGAGCCUUAUACUUAUUGGUAUCCAAUUUACUGAAGACGAUGGCUGGAAUGAGAAACACUUUUCUAAUUUCCCUGUCCUUGAAAAUUUGAUUCUGAAAGAAUGCACGUGGCAUGGUAUGAACAAAUUCUGCAUUUUAACUCCGGUACUGAAAGUCUUGGAAUUUCUGAAUUCUGACUUAAAGAAAGACGGUCUACAAGAUUGUGAUCUCAAAAUUCAUGCACCGAAUCUAGUAUCUCUUAGCCAAGUUGGUGGUGUGGCUAAGGAUUAUGACCUGUCCAGCUUUGUAAAACUAGAUAGAGCAGAAAUCUGCUUUUAUAAAUAUGAUGGAGAGGAAAGGAUAGGUCUUGGUGCAGCUGUAAGUAAGUUUUUUCUAGCGCUUUCACAUGUACGAAGUCUUGAAAUAUCUACUUUUGUCCUAGAGACUGUCCUUGCUGCAGACGACUUCGUAAACGUCCUACCUACAUUUCUUAAUAUGAACAAUUUGGACCUGAUUUUAGGACCAGCCUCGGAUGAAUUAAUAUUUGCAUUUAUCAAAGCAGCACCUAAUCUGAAACGGCUACAAUGUGGCGAUGAGGUUCUUUGGUCUGACGAUGCCGGUAGAGUAUUUGAUGAAACUCAAGAAUUGUUUCGACACCUCCAGUCAGUUGGGUUCGAGGGAUUUGUGGGGAAUCCGAGGGAGUUGCGGUGGGUGAAAUUUAUUUUGAAGAAUGCAAAAUCUUUGGAGACAGUGAAUAUAUUGGACAUGGAAAUUACUAUUCCAAAAACAAAGAUGUAG
Molecule: messenger RNA, 951 nt
Organism: Papaver somniferum (opium poppy)
Lineage: Eukaryota; Viridiplantae; Streptophyta; Magnoliopsida; Ranunculales; Papaveraceae
Product: putative FBD-associated F-box protein At5g56700
Exons: 3
Coding region: 1-951 (316 amino acids)
Source: RefSeq, a predicted model, not a curated record